AGAUGUGAAAGUGUUGCAGCCUUCCUGGUGCCCAGCAGUCAUUCUGCAUGAUCUGUCAGCGAGAAACCUGCCGCUUCCGUCUCCAUUUUUAUAUUCCGAGCACUCGUGUGCGCAGGAGGAAGGUUCAUGCAUGGACUGGAUAACUUCUGGAGAAGAAGGGAGCCUUUUUAAUUGAGGGUGCUGCUUCUUCAAAGGCCAAAAAGACAUGGGGAUUUGCUGCUCCAGGUGCAGAUCCAAACUGCCAGUCUUGGAGAACCCACCAGACUCGGUGUCACCACCACCUGAAGAGAGCUGGACUGUUUCGCUCUACGACUUCCCCACGUUUGAUGGCGCCAACCUGAUCAUGACCAUCGGGGAGAGACUGACCGUCCUAUCAGAAUGUGGCGGCGUGAUGAUGGUGAGGUCAAUGAGGACUAACAGAGAGAGUUACAUUCCCACCAACUACACCGCCAACGUGACACAUGGGUGGUUCUUCACAGGCCUCAGCAGACACAAAGCAGAAGAACUUCUCAUGCGGCCGCAAAACCAGAAUGGAAGCUUCUUGGUGCGAGCGUCAGAAACAAAAGCAGACUGUUUUUCGCUGUCUGUCCGCUGGCAAAGCAGCACUGGCUUGUCAGGCCGCGUGAAGCACUACCUCAUUGCUCAUCUGCGUAACGGCCGGGUUUACGUGUCGCCAAAGUGCUCCUUCUCCUCUGUGAAACAGCUGGUGGAACAUUAUUCCGAAUCGGAGGAUGGACUUUGCUGUCGGCUAAGAGAGCCUUGCUUCAUUCAGGGUUCAGACGUCCCAGGGGGGACCAGGCUCGUCGUCCCCGCAGAUAACAGGACGGCCACACAAUGGAAGGACGCCAGCAGAUCCGGGAUAGUGAAAAGGACGACAACCUGGUCAGACAAGGCGGUGGUGAGCGAGGGUGUGAGGGAGGCCAUCAGCUCCUACCUCCAAAUGACAGACUGCGACAAUGACGGCUGGGACACUUGAGGAAAUACGUUUAUUUCAAUUGGUAUUCAAAAUGAACUUACAUUUCUGUCUUUGUAUUCUUAAAAUAAAAAUAAAUACAUAUUGAA
Molecule: messenger RNA, 1062 nt
Organism: Nerophis ophidion (straightnose pipefish)
Lineage: Eukaryota; Metazoa; Chordata; Actinopteri; Syngnathiformes; Syngnathidae
Gene: sla2a
Product: Src like adaptor 2a
Exons: 8
Coding region: 206-976 (256 amino acids)
Molecular function (GO): protein binding
Source: RefSeq, a predicted model, not a curated record